Molecule: messenger RNA, 186 nt
Organism: Periconia digitata
Lineage: Eukaryota; Fungi; Ascomycota; Dothideomycetes; Pleosporales; Periconiaceae
Source: the annotation of a GenBank genome assembly
CAGACCACCUGCUACUCCUGUGGCGGUUUUGGUCACAUGAGCCGUGACUGUACUCAGGGCCAGAAGUGCUACAACUGUGGCGAGGUUGGUCACUUGUCCCGCGACUGCCCCUCCGAGACCACCAACGAGCGUGUCUGCUACCGCUGCAAGCAGCCUGGUCACGUCCAGAACGCUUGCCCCAACUAA